This is a messenger RNA of Schistosoma intercalatum, 1217 nucleotides long. Lineage: Eukaryota; Metazoa; Platyhelminthes; Trematoda; Strigeidida; Schistosomatidae. The record is from the annotation of a GenBank genome assembly.
AUUCUCUAACUGAAUUCUUUCUUUUACUUUGGAUUAAAAAGGAAUUCACUUUACUUAUGAGAAAUAUUAAUAAUGGGAUCUUGGCAAGUAUACGCUAGGGAAAUUGUUGAGAUAAUUCACUUUUAUGGCGAGUUAAAUGAAACGGAUUCUGUAUGUUUCAUUGAAAGAAUUUCAUUAGAUCCUAGUAAAGAGAAGAUAUCAAAGUAUUUAGCAAACAAUAAAUAUCAAAGUCAUCAUUCAAAUGAUCUGAAAAUAUUGAAGUUAAAUGUAUAUGAUAAAAUCAUUAUAUAUGAAUGUGUUGGUCUGAAGAAAGAAUUCUUCGAACACGCUUUAAAGCAUCUUGAAAAAGCAGAAGGGAAAUUACUGAUAAUCAAGAAACUUCAAAAUUGGAUUGGUAAAUUUAAUGACGAACAGUGUGAACAAUCUGCUAUCGAAAUGAACUCUUUGUUUAGAGAUUUAUUAGAUGCUGGUUUCAAUAUUCAGUGGGACGUAAUCGAUUUACCUAUCGACAUAAAUUAUAACAGAUGGUUUGAAAGUGUAAGCUAUUGUUCAGAACGUUCAAUUCAUAAUAUGAAAGCGUCUCUCAAAUAUAUUCCACUGGAUCGUGAAAAUAUUAGAAUGAAUGAACAACUAUUAAUAAUUAUCGCUAGUCCGAAGCUUCCUACAGAUUGUGAAUUCAAACCGAUAAAGCGAUCACUAAAGUCGAAGCAUAAAUCAACUAAUAAAUGCAGUUUAUAUCAAAACACAACUGAUGUAUGGCCAUUAUUUGUGACGCAGCAACUGAAGACUAUAGUAAACGAACAAGCGCGUGAAAUUAUUUUAAAUUCAGUUAAUCCGAUCAAUAAGCAGUAUAAAAACACAAAUCGAGGUGGUGUGAAGAGGUCAAUGUAAAUAACUAUGUAUGUGAAUACCUUGUACGGGCUUGAUUAUCCUUUUAUCUUUUUCACUUUUUGACGAUACAAAGUUUAAACAGAAUUAUAAAAAUAUUUAACAAUACUUCUGAAUGUAACCGAAUGAGUAAAUAAUUCAACCAUGUUUUAUAAUUAUUUAGUCAUAUACACAAAGUACCGUCAUUAGUAUUGUUAAUGAACGUCUGAUUAUGAUCUUUGUUAAACAACAUUUUUCCUAUAUACAUUGAUCGAAACGUAUUACGUGUAUUAUUAGUACGUAAACAUCUCGUUUUAUCUACAUUUGAAUAUUUUACAUUAUUCUUCAAA